AUGACACAGAAGACGGCACAAUCUCAUAAAAUAGAUAUAAAACAGAGCUCAGCACCUUGGUCAAUGAAAGUGGUCAAAGUGGACAUGACUAAAGUUCUUUCCGUCAAACCAUUAAAACAUGAUGUGGAGUUACUUUACACUUCUCCAGAACUCAUAAAUUAUUCAUUAUGGAAUAAAACAUGA
Molecule: messenger RNA, 183 nt
Organism: Clunio marinus
Lineage: Eukaryota; Metazoa; Arthropoda; Insecta; Diptera; Chironomidae
Source: the annotation of a GenBank genome assembly